Molecule: messenger RNA, 872 nt
Organism: Arabidopsis arenosa
Lineage: Eukaryota; Viridiplantae; Streptophyta; Magnoliopsida; Brassicales; Brassicaceae
Source: the annotation of a GenBank genome assembly
AUCCUCAUCAAAAAAUCUCUAUAUAUCCACAACAACAAAAGAAAAACUCAAGAACAAUCUCUUCACUUGAUCAACACCACAUUGUCCUAUCAUUCUACAAAGCCUUUACGUGAUUUAUACAACAAGUCAUUACCAUGGUGAAACAGGAACGCAAGAUCCAAGCCAACACAAAAAAUGAAAUGCCUUUGUCAUCAUCACCAUCUUCUUCUUCAUCUUCAUCUUCUUCCUCGUCUUCGUCUUCGAGUAAGAACAAGAACAAGAAGAGUAAGAUUAAGAAGUACAAAGGAGUGAGGAUGAGAAGUUGGGGAUCAUGGGUUUCUGAGAUUAGGGCACCAAAUCAAAAGACAAGGAUUUGGUUAGGUUCUUACUCAACAGCUGAAGCAGCUGCUAGGGCUUACGAUGUUGCACUCUUGUGUCUCAAAGGUCCUCAAGCCAAUCUCAACUUCCCUACUUCUUCUUCUUCUCAUCAUCAUCUUCUUGAUGAUCUCUUAGAUGAAAAUACCACUUUAUCCCCCAAAUCCAUCCAAAGAGUAGCUGCUCAAGCUGCCAAUUCACUUGACCUUUUUGCCCCUUCUUCAUCAGCCGUCUCGUCACCGUCCGAUCAUGAUCAGCAUCAUGAUGAUAAUGAUGAUGAUGGGAUGCAAUCUUUGAUGGAAUCUUUUGUGGACAAUAAUGUGUCUUUGAUGAAUCCAUCAUCAUCAUGGUAUGAUGAUCAUAAUGGAAUGUUCUUGUUCGAUGAUGGAGCUCCGUUUAAUUACUCUCCUCAAUUAAACUCGACGACGAUGCUCGAUGAGUACUUCUACGAAGAUGCUGACAUUCCGCUUUGGAGUUUCAAUUGAUCCAACGGUCCAUAAUACAUGCUUUAAUUAGUU